This is a messenger RNA of Macroventuria anomochaeta, 2770 nucleotides long. RefSeq lists its product as uncharacterized. Bases 44 to 2479 code for a protein of 811 amino acids. The record is from RefSeq and is a predicted model, not a curated record. The transcript has 2 exons. NCBI's taxonomy places the organism in Eukaryota, Fungi, Ascomycota, Dothideomycetes, Pleosporales, Didymellaceae.
CCGGAGAGUUAAUAUAGCCGAACUCUCUCGAACACUCGCAACUAUGGUUCUCGCAGCCAAGCAGCGCAUGCCAUCGAGCCAGCGCAGCCCGACCCUUUCAGAUGCUGGCAUGAUCCUGCCGGGCUUCGAGGCUGACCAGGCUCGCAGCACGUCGCCUGUCUUCGAGCGCCCGCCUUCCGUGUCUGCUCUGUAUGAUGCAUAUCAGAGCCACAAACUAGGUUUCCCGCCCCAGAGCCGGCGCCACGCUUCGCAACAAAAGCAGUCACCUCCACUCUCAGCACAGUCCUCGCGCUCGACAUUGCGCGACAUGGGCGACUCAGGAGCCAAUGCUAAAAGGUCGCCUCCGGGCAUCGACGUGCUCGCGUCUUCGCCUACCAUUGACGCCAGUGGCCUCAAGAGCUAUCCCGCUGGCAGCUGGGAGGAGCAGGAGCAGCGCCGACUCAGCACUGCAAGCUCGAUGCUGAGCGAGGACUUCGAGAAUUGGCCUGGGUUUGACAGCCACGAGAACUUCGAUGACAGUGGUGUGGACCUCGAGGAACAGGAAAAGCGCGAUCGAGUACCCCGCAGCCUUACCAAAGACGGCGACGACAUGGAGAACGAGCAAUGGAUGAACGGGCGGACGAGUGGUAGCGACGAGGACGACAUAGAUGACCUUCAGUCCUCGGCAGCACUAAGCAGGAGAGCUGAACUAAUUCUGGCCAAUGCGAAGAAGCGACUUAAUGUUAUGGAAGGUAACCUCAGAGGAGCUAGAGAGUCGCUGGUUGUGUCUCCUACCUACAACCCAGUGAGAAGCACGUCUGAGCUGUCACAGCACAUUGUAUCUACGCGAGAACGGGACCGGAGACUUUACGCUGGCAUUGGACCGAUUCCCCCCCGGACACCCUCAUACCACCGCAACUCGCUUCUCUACUCGAACAAUAACAACAGUCCGGGCCACGCACGGGGUGCGAGUGAGACAUCUAUACCACUGCCUUUUACGCCGUCUUACACAUCGAAGAUGAGUACGAGCAAGCGAGCAUCGAGUGCAAUGGGAGCCACAAGCGGGCCAUGGUCUCCAGAGGGGUUUGGCCACGGUCGAUUUCCUAUCAAAGAGUCGCGCAGUCACGAGGUUAUGCGCGAUCCACGAAACACCUGGAAUUCUACCGACUACCAGACUCCCCGAAGAUCAACUUCGAGAAGCUCAAGAUCACCAUCUGCCCUGGAAACAUUACGCGAGGAUGACAACGGACACACGCUGCAGAGAUCCGCUUCCGCGACCAGUGGACUUCGCGACCAAAUGAAUGACUUGAAGGGCAGAAUAUCUAGUCUCAAGCAAAGAGCGCAAGAGGACCAUAUGCGACGUCGAAGUCUUCAAAGUCUGCGUACGCCGAGUUCGUUUACUUCGUCUGAGGUGUGGUACCAUGGGAAGGAUGGCUACCAAGCUGGCGUAUCGCCGGUUACUCAGAACGCAGGAUUGGGUAUCAAGGCCGAGUCUCCAACAAGGAAAUUAUUGUAUGAAGACGGUGACUCGCCUACAACGACUUUCUCGCAACGACAAGGAGAAAGAAUGCUUGUUUCAAGAGAUCGCAGUCCGAAGGGAUUGGGCAUUCAGCAAGCAGGCGUCAACCCACCAAGCACGAUCGACGAGGUCACAGAAAGGUCAGAAUCGACGCAUGGAAUUGAGGAUGCGGACGAAAAUGACUUCGUCUCUGUGAACAGGGACGACCUAGGGCCCGGAGGCAAUAGCGUGUACGAGGACGCUGUCUACGAAAUGCCCGCUACCGAACGACACGAGGAUCGCGUCGAUGCAUUUGACUACGAGCACUUCUUCCUGCACAGCGCCAUGGGAACAUACAGCCUCGAAGACCGCCGAUCAAGCACGAGCUCCAACAGCUCCACCGCGACCACCCGACCCGUAACCGCCAUGCAGACCAGCGAAGAUCUCAGUAACGCAGAAAAGCGCAUCUCGAUGCACCAGAGAAACCCCAGUGUAGACUCCGUCUCGACCGUUGCUACCUUUGCUACAGCUGCCUCACACCAGUCUGACGACGACGAUGACGAAAACGAACAAAUGGACCAGUUCUCUCAGCAGAUCAUCUCCCAUAAUCAACAUAUUGCCGCUCAACGCCCAUCUCUUGUAUCCCUCCGCUCCGACUCCGCCAUCAACAUGCGCCGCGGCAACGGCAUCUCUCCCACGCAGACCGCGAUCUCUCGUGGAUCGUCGCGCACCUCUUCAUCUUCAGGUUCUCUGGCCAGCGGACUGCAGACGAGCAAGAUCUACUCGAUUCUUACGGAGAGUCAGAGCAAUGAGCCGCGUUUGGUGCUGGGUGAGGAAGAGAAGCAGUUAAUCUACGGUCUGGCUGCCAGCUUCCAGAGCGUCUGCGCGAACCUGCAGAACACGUAUGGAGAGCAGCACGACCGCAAGGCGUGGCGCCAGCGCCUCGACGACGCACGCAGAAUUCUAGCAGGAGAGGAGAUCGAGGACUGGUCGUCCUUCUGAACGAUGACCGACACCACGUAUACAUAAUGUGUAUUAGUACCACUGACCAGCGUUGCAGCGUUGCUUCUCUGUACGAUCUAGAGACCAUGAUCUCACUAUACGACGUCGACACCUACGUAUAUUCCCUACUACAUUCAACGACCACCAUGAGCUCCACGCCAUAGUACCUAUCAGCAUUUACUCUAAUCAGCCUCGGCUUUGUUUCUGUUUAAUUUUGUAUCACUUCUUUUCGACUUGGGAGCACAUUUACUAGACAUUGUAUUGAUACCCUGGAGGACGGUGGAGAUGGGC